AUGGAAAGACACAUGGACGUCUUCCAUAAUGGCUGCCAUGAUACGAUCAGUUGCUUUGUCACUGCCAGUGUCGGUGUGUGUGUACAGGCAGCCUUGCGGCGCUCUGAUGAGAAGAGGCUGUGUGUGCUGCAGCAGAGGUUGUCCGUCCUGCUGGAUGAGCGGCAGCAGCUGCAGGCUGACAGUCGCAGCAGCCUCACAGCUCGCAGCGAACUGGAGACUCUGUGCCGAGAGCUGCAGGGACACUACAGCGUACUGAGGGAGGAGACCCUUCAGCGCUGCAAGGAGGAUGAGGAGAAGAGGACGGAGAUGACCAACCACUUCCAGAUGAUGCUGACAGAAAUCCAGGCUCAGAUCGAGCAGCACAGCACCCGAAACGACAAGCUGUGCCACGAAAACACCAACCUGACGGACAAACUGGAGAGCCUCAUGAACCAGUGCGAGCUGAGGGAGGAGAGCUUGGAGAAUAUCAACAAGCGCCGCGACCUGCAGCACAAACUGACUGAAGCCAAACUGCAGCAGGCCAACGUUCUGCUGACCGAAGCCGAGGAGAAACACCAGAGAGAGAAAGAAUACUUGCUUAGGGAGGCUAUUGACAAAACAAAGAAAUGCUUCGCUAUGAAGGAGCAGGAGCUGGCCAUGAAGAAGAAGGUAAAGAUAUGUCUAUACCAAAUUCUAAUUUAUAUUUCUAGUUUUUUUCACAUAAAAUCACACUUUCUUUGCUUCUCAUUAUCUCCAUUGUUCCUCCUUCUGUUCCAGAGAAAUGAGAAAAACAAAGAGUAUGAGCUGUUCGUCCUGAAGAUUCAGAAGCUGGAGAGGUUGUGUCGUGCCCUGCAGGAGGAGAGGGUUGUCCUCUACAACAAGAUCAAGGAUGUCCGCCAGGCUAACUUGAACCUUCCAUCAAAGGUCCUUGUUGACAUCCCUGACACUGAGGAUGCUGAUAAAUCUCCCCUGCUGAACCCUGAGGAGCUGCAGGAGAUCCUGGAGGAGGACCCUGUCCUAACGGAGGACAUGAACCGUCUUAAGGAGCAGCAGGCUAAGCUGCAAGAGUUUGCUUCCUCCCUGUUUGCCACACCCAGCGACAAUGAGGAAGAGGUCAAUGAUGAAGUGGACCCUAAAGAAGACAUGGUGGCUUCUGCGUUUGAUCACUUCAAAACCAAAACUCAGGUCAAAGAGGAGGCAGUUUCAGCCCCUGAGCAGGUGGAAAAAGUAAAAUCAGAGGCAGCAGAAUCGGUUCUCCCACAGCCAGAUAAAGUUGAGGAGGUUCCAAAGCCAGCAGUGUCGCCACCAGAAGCUCCAACACCCGUGGAGAACACUUCUGAAAUUAUACCAGCAGACGCAAAACCGCAGGUUGAGGAUAAAGAGGUGCAACCAGCUAAACCAGAUGAGGAGAUCCAACAGCAACCUUCUGAACCAGUACCAACAUCAGAGCUGGAGAAAGUCAAGAUCAAUCCAGCAACAGACCCAAAACCAGAAGCAAAAGAGGCAGAGGUCUUGGUUGAGGCCCGUGAGGUCAAACCAGUGGUCCCAGUGGAAGAUGAGAAGGUCCAGGCUGAACCAGUUCAAGGACCAGAAGCGCCAACCAAGUCAGAGUCAGCUCCAACCUCUGAAAACUCAGCUACAAUGACCGCCUCUUCCAAUGCCGACUCCUCUAAGAAGCAAACACCAAAGAAAAAGAAGAAGAGGAAUGGAAAGAAUGCUAGUUAAAGUUUAGGAUGUGCAGAAGGUGUGUGUGUGGUGUUAUUUGGGAUAGUGCGUGUCUUCGUAGCAGAAAUCAUACAGUGCUUUAGCUCUUUUUGUAAAAGUUAAAAUCUUUGGUUUGUCCAAACUGGUGCAGCUGACAUGUUGUCACAGUCGCUAUCUCAAGAUAAGACAAAUAAACCAACUGUAUUUUACAGUUUGAAUGUCUAAAUUAACAUUUAGUUUGGUCUGAAAGAGGGAAUGAAACGUCUUCCUCAAGUGUAACAAAGUCUAAGAAAUAUUUAAUGUUAAAAAAAGGUGAAAAAACGUUUUUGCCUUCAAAAUCAAAAUUCCAAAAGAAAUCCAUUGGUUGCAUCUAUGCUGGUAAAAUAUCAGUGUCUCUUUUAAACUAUAAGUCACAAUGCAUUGCAACAACUCCAAUAAAGUGAUUUUUUGACAAUUUUA
Morone saxatilis (striped sea-bass) is the source of this 2142-nucleotide messenger RNA. Its product is annotated as beta-taxilin-like. NCBI's taxonomy places the organism in Eukaryota, Metazoa, Chordata, Actinopteri, Moronidae. The transcript has 6 exons. The coding region runs from base 1 to 1704 and encodes 567 amino acids. Gene Ontology annotation, molecular function: syntaxin binding. The record is from RefSeq and is a predicted model, not a curated record.